Molecule: messenger RNA, 1176 nt
Organism: Cantharellus anzutake
Lineage: Eukaryota; Fungi; Basidiomycota; Agaricomycetes; Cantharellales; Hydnaceae
Product: eukaryotic translation initiation factor 5
Exons: 5
Coding region: 1-1176 (391 amino acids)
Biological process (GO): translational initiation; formation of cytoplasmic translation initiation complex; formation of translation preinitiation complex
Cellular component (GO): cytosol
Molecular function (GO): eukaryotic initiation factor eIF2 binding; translation initiation factor activity; GDP-dissociation inhibitor activity
Source: RefSeq, a predicted model, not a curated record
AUGGCUAAGAUUGUGAACAUUCGUCGCGACGUUGAUGACAAGUUCUACCGAUACAAAAUGCCAUCCCUUCUGACCAAGAUCGAAGGGAAGGGUAACGGUAUUAAAACUGUCAUUCCCAAUAUGUCGGACGUCUCCAGGGCUCUCAGUCGCCCCCCAACCUAUACUACGAAAUUCUUUGGUUCUGAGCUGGGCGCUCAAACGUCUUGCGAUGAGAAGAACGAUCGCUAUAUCGUGAACGGUGCUCAUCAAGCUGACAGGCUCCGCGAGCUUUUGGAUGUCUUCAUCGACAAAUUUGUCCUUUGUGCAUCUUGCAAAAAUCCUGAGACGGAUCUUGUGCUUACCAAGAACGAAGACAUUAUUCGUGAUUGCAAAGCAUGUGGUCAACACACGGGUAUUGACAUGCGUCACAAACUUGCCAGUUACAUCCUUCGCAAUCCUCCCAAAAAGGCUAAAAAGACCAAAGGCACGCACGCCACCGCAUCGAAUGGCGGUGCUACCGGAGGGAAUGGAAGCCCCGAUGAAGAGGGUGGGUCGGAUGAUGAAUUUACCAAGAAGCUCAGGGCCGAAGCCGCCGUACUUCCAACCGCUGAUCAAGUCAAAGUCGACGAGAACGAUUGGUCCCUUGAUACAUCUGCUGGCGCUGUUCGUGCCCGCCAGAAGACACUGGAAGCGUCAGUUGCUGGCUUAACACUCGGCGAAGAAGAAAGUGAAGGUGAAGACCCUGACAGUCCUUACUCGAUCCUUGGCAAGUGGGUUGAGGAGAAUCGCGAUGGCAGCGCCGUGGGCUUCUACAAGAAGGCGGAGGAGCUCGGCGUUGAAAGGAAGAGCAAGGCAGUGCAAAUCAUUGCUCAAAAGCUAUUUACCGAUGAUGUGGUUAAGGAGUUGGAGAAAUUCGCACCCCUGUUUAAGAAGAUGGUAACAUCUGAAAAACACCAGAAGGCCCUCAUGGGGGGUAUUGAGCGCUUCGUCGGCGCUGACCAGCCGGAGCUCAUUCCCUUGAUCCCCAAGAUUCUUAUGGUCUUGUACCAGGCCGAUAUCCUGGAGGAAGACUUCAUCAAGCAAUGGGGUACUCAUGUGAGUAAAAAGUACGUUGACCGGGACACAAGCAAAAAGGUCCGCAAGGCGAGCGACCCAUUCUUGAAGUGGCUUGAAGAGGCCGAAUCCGAUGACGAAUAA